CUGGGCGUCGGGCACCGGGCGGGCAGGUCGUCUCUCCGCGAGUUGGAGCUCGCCCACGCCGGGGCAGGAGGCCGGGGCCCCCGGGCAGCCGCGGCCGUGGGGGAAGCGCGGGCCAGGCUCUGCGUUCCUGGACCCGAUCUCCGGGACUCUGGCUCGAGGGUCGCCUGCCUGUAGCGCCCCGUCUGUGACUAGCUGGGACCAGCCGUGAGUCCCGAGUACCCGAGCGAUGUGCGGUAUUGCCUGUUGUGCGCGCAGGCCGGGUAGCCAGCUUCGGGAAGGCACCCCAGCGCGGCUGUCCGGUAUCCCCGCCAGUGCCUAGUGUGGGAAACCCCUGAAGGGGGCCUCGGGGACACUCGAGUUCGGGGUGCGGCCUGCAGAAUUUUGGUUUCUGGAGGAACUUAACUCGACCAGGUCUCCCGGUGGGCUUUCUACAGCUAUGAAACCUACAUUGUGGGGCACCACGAUGCUUCUGUUGGCCGUAUGAUGAGGAGGAGAAGUUGGCUUUGGAGUGCUGGGAGCCUGAGAAGUUGCUGAACACCAGCGCACCCAGCCCGCCCACCGGCCAGCCCACAACACAAUGAACAAACUGACCUUCCAUAACAACAAAGUCAUGCAGGACCGCCGCAGAGUGUGCAUUUUCCUCCCCAAUGACAAGUCCGUGAGCAUCAUCAUAAAUGUUAAAAUUCUGUGUCACCAGUUGCUGGUCCAGGUGUGUGACCUGCUCAGGUUAAAGGACAGUCACCUCUUUGGUCUCAGUGUUAUACAAAAUAACGAACAUGUAUAUAUGGAAUUGUCACAAAAGCUUUAUAAGUAUUGUCCAAAAGAAUGGAAAAAGGAGGCCAGCAAGGUACGGCAAUACGAAGUCACUUGGGGCAUCGACCAGUUCGGGCCUCCCAUGAUCAUCCAUUUCCGGGUGCAGUACUACGUGGAAAAUGGAAAGCUGAUCAGUGACCGAAUUGCGAGAUACUAUUAUUACUGGCACCUAAGGAAACAGGUGCUGCACUCUCAGUGUGUGCUGAGAGAGGAGGCCUACUUCCUGCUGGCAGCCUUUGCACUGCAAGCUGACCUCGGCAACUUCAAAAGGAAAGUGCACCAUGGAGACUACUUCGAGCCAGAGGCUUACUUCCCGCCAUGGGUUGUUUCCAGAAGAGGGAAGGAAUACAUCCUAAAGCACAUUCCGAACAUGCACAAAGACCAGUUUGCGCUGACCGCCUCUGAGGCAUAUCUGAAGUACAUCAAAGAGGCCGUCCGACUGGAUGACGUUGCCAUCCAUUACUACAGACUGUACAAGGAUAAAAGGGAGGUUGAAGGUUCACUGACCCUGGGACUGACCAUGCGAGGAAUACAGAUUUUUCAGAACCUAGAAGAGGAGAAACAGUUGCUGUAUGAUUUCCCCUGGACAAAUGUUGGGAAGUUGGUGUUUGUGGGCAAGAAGUUUGAGAUCUUGCCGGAUGGCCUUCCGUCCGCCAGGAAGCUGGUGUAUUACACAGGCUGCCCCACGCGCUCCCGGCAUCUCCUGCAGCUGCUGAGCAACAGCCACCGCCUCUACAUGAACCUGCAGCCUGUCCUGCGCCACCUCCGCAAGCAGGAGGAGAGCGAAGAGAAAAAGCAGUACCGGGAAUCCUACAUCAGUGACAACCUGGACCUCGACAUGGACCCGCUGGAGAAGCGAUCCCGUGCCAGCGGCAGCAGCGCGGGCAGUGUGAAGCAUAAGCGCCUGUCCCGCCACUCCACGGCCAGCCACAGCAGCUCCCACACGUCUGGCAUCGAGGCAGACACUAAGCCCCGGGACCCAGGUCCAGAAGACGGCGGUUCAGGCAGCGCCAUGCACCGCAAGCUGAAGACCUGCAGCUCCAUGACCAGCCACGGCAGCUCCCACACCUCAGGGGUUGAGAGUGGAGGCAAAGAUCGCCUGGAAGAGGACUCGCAAGAUGACGAAAUAGAGAUGCUGGUCGAUGACCCCAGGGACCUGGAGCCGAUGACCGAAGAGUCGCUGGAAGUCAGCCCGGAGAUGUGUAUCUACAUCACAGAAGAUAUGCUCCUGUCGAGGAAGCUGAACGGGCACUCAGGGUUAAUUGUGAAGGAAAUCAGUUCGUCCACCUCCAGCUCCUCGGAAACGGUUGUCAAGCUGCGUGGACAGAGCACCGACUCUCUUCCACAGACAAUAUGUCGAAAACCAAAGACUUCCACCGAUCGGCAUAGCCUGAGCCUUGAUGACAUCAGACUGUACCAGAAAGACUUCCUGCGCAUUGCUGGCCUGUGUCAGGACACUGCUCAGAGCUACACGUUUGGGUGUGGCCAUGAACUGGAUGAGAGCGGUCUCUACUGCAACAGCUGCUUGGCUCAGCAGUGUGUCAACAUACAAGAUGCUUUUCCAGUGAAAAGAACCAGCAAGUACUUUUCUCUGGACCUCACUCAUGACGAAGUCCCAGAGUUUGUUGUCUAAGUCACCCCGCGGGCAGCCCUGCGGGCAGCCGCUGUCUGCUGGAGGCUGUGGAGUCUGAGGGUCUUUACACAUUAUUUGUGCCAUAAUUUUUUCACCCCAAACUUAGCUCUUUCUUUAUAAUAUUCAAGAUGGAAACAAAAGCCUUGGGACAGUUGCACUUUAAGUAUUAUGCAGAGGUAAAAGAAACACAGAAUGUAAAAGGAAGACAAGUGCCCAGAUGUUUAUUGCACCUUUAGAAAGAAGCGUGCUUUCCGGCUUUACCUGGUUUUCAAACUGUUAGACUGCAGUGUUUGUUCAUCUUUUGUUUUCCAGUUCAAAUAUGUGUUUAUCACGUGAAAGACGUUGACUUGCCUAUUUGCUUUUGAGUUUUUAGCCACGCCCUCAUGAAGUGCUUACAGUGAGGAGGACAGAGGGAGUUCUCUCUUCUUUUAUGGAGAGCCAUUCUUAGUACAUAGCCAUUGCUGCCUCACAGAGGUUGGUGUGAGUCGUAUAGUUCUAGCCAAAGAUGCGUAUGUGAUGGCAGCCCCACUCAGGAGUCCCGAAGGCGUGCUGGGACGCCUGGGCUCCUUCACGCAUGGACAGUGCUACGUCCGCUGUUUUGUUCUUCCAGGAGCCUCCCAGGAAGCUCUGGGAUUCGCCUGUGCUCGUGACAUGGUGCAUUUUGCAGUUUACAAAGAUGGUGUAUGUUAAGAACCAAUGGAAAUGUCUCAGAAGACAUUUGUUUGGUGGUUGGUUUUUAAUGGUGGCAAACAGAUGGUAAUGCUAGUUUCUGCUUUAACAAGAUACCCUGACUGUAUGUAUAUGUUAUACAUAUCUAGAUACAUGGGACUCUGUGUUUAUAUGUGUUUGAAGCUUAGUGGCUUUUCAUUUGGACUUCAGUGUAUGUCUUGCACACACAGAAUUCCUUGUUUAAUGUCGAAGAUGCUUAGCCACAGACAAUCAGUUGAUAAAUGUAGAGUUAAGAGUGACUUUUCCAUGUGUGCCUUUGGCCAAGAUUCUCAGCCCUGAUUGCAUAAAUAGACUUGUCCAGAGAG
Apodemus sylvaticus (European woodmouse) is the source of this 3480-nucleotide messenger RNA. It is a transcript of the gene Frmd6, whose product is annotated as FERM domain containing 6. Bases 578 to 2446 code for a protein of 622 amino acids. Gene Ontology annotation, cellular component: cytoplasmic side of apical plasma membrane; cytoskeleton. Gene Ontology annotation, biological process: positive regulation of hippo signaling. The record is from RefSeq and is a predicted model, not a curated record. NCBI's taxonomy places the organism in Eukaryota, Metazoa, Chordata, Mammalia, Rodentia, Muridae. The transcript has 14 exons.